AUGGCCACGGUGCGGGAGAAGGCGGUAGCCUUGAGCCUGAGCGCUGUCUGCAGCCCUGUCGCCAGGCCGCCGGGCUUCAGCUUGGCACAGAAGCCAUUUGGAGCAACUUAUGUCUGGAGCAGCAUUAUCAAUGCACUUCAAACUCAAGUGGAGGUGAAAAAGCGUCGCCAGCACCUGAAGUGCCAUCAUGACUGUUUUAUUGGUUCAGAUGCAGUGGAUGUUGUCUUUGCCCAUCUUCUGCAGAACAAGUAUUUUGGAGAGGUUGACAUUUCCCGUGCUAAAAUAGUGCGUGUGUGUCAAGCACUGAUGGACUACAAAGUGUUUGAGGCUGUUUCAACCAGGGUCUUUGGGAAAGACAAGCGCUCUGUAUUUGAGGACAGCAGCAGUAGCCUCUACAGAUUCACAAAUGUCUCAAACCAGCCAGAACUGGAUAAAGAUUACCGGCAGUGUACACCACAAAGACAUGAGAGGAGCACGUUGUUUCACUCUACUCCUGUCAAACCAGAAAGCUUGGAGGAUCUCUGGGAAAACCUGAGUUUAAAACCUGCAAAUAGCCCUCAAGUGAACAUCUCAGAUAGUUUGUCCCGUCGAGUUAUUAAUGAAGUAUGGCAAGAACAAACAAUUGCUCGUCUGCUGCAGCUUGUGGACCUUCCACUCCUUGAGUCUCUGCUUGAGCAUCAAGAGAUCAGACCUCAGCUACCACAACCAAGGAAAGGACCUGGAUAUGUCAUCACAAGUAAUUACCUAGACAGAGAGAUUCUCAAGGCUUUCAGUGACUCACAAACAGACGAAUGGCUCUCAGCAGCAAUAGAUUGCUUGGAAUAUCUUCCAGAUCAUAUGGUGGUAGAUAUUAGCAGGAACUUGCCUGAUCAACCAGAGGAAGCAGACACAUGGAAACUACUGCUGUUUGAAAAUAUUGGUAGAUACUAUGGCCAAAAAAAGGAGCCACUGUUAAGCCAUGCAUCUGAAAUUCAUUUAGGAAUUGCAGAACUACUAGUGAAUGGGAAGAUGGAGCAAUCUUUAGAAGCUGUUCAACUGUAUUUGAAACUUCUGGACAGCCAAGUCAGGGAGGAGUUCAGAAGACUGCUGUACUUCAUGGCUGUUGCAGCACAUCAUUCUGAGCUCAAACUACAGAAGGAGAGUGACAACAGGAUGGUUGUGAAGAGAACAUUUUCUAAAGCUGUUAUCAACAACAAAGCCUUAUCCAGAGGGAAGACUGAUCUCCUGAUUUUGUUCCUUGUGGAUCACCAAAGAGAUGUGUUAAAGAUUCCAGGGACACUGCAUAAAAUGGUCAGCAAUAAGCUGGUGGCUUUGCAGAAAGGUCAAGAUCCUAGUAACAUAACAGGCUACACUUUUUGCCAAAAACUUGAUGAAAGGGAGUAUCGCUCCAAUACAGAGAAGACUACAAAAGAUGAGCUAUUAUCUCUAUUGAAAACUAUUGAUGAGGAUUCAAAGCUCUCUGACAAAGAGAGAAAGAAACUGCUGGGUCAGUUUCUCAGUACUAAUCCAAGUAUUUUUAUGCAAUAUUUUGGAGACAGAGCUACUCAAAUGUGUGUGUGA
Molecule: messenger RNA, 1560 nt
Organism: Indicator indicator
Lineage: Eukaryota; Metazoa; Chordata; Aves; Piciformes; Indicatoridae
Gene: DEPDC7
Product: DEP domain containing 7
Exons: 9
Coding region: 1-1560 (519 amino acids)
Biological process (GO): intracellular signal transduction
Source: RefSeq, a predicted model, not a curated record